Molecule: messenger RNA, 4360 nt
Organism: Mesoplodon densirostris (Blainville's beaked whale)
Lineage: Eukaryota; Metazoa; Chordata; Mammalia; Artiodactyla; Ziphiidae
Gene: USP22
Product: ubiquitin specific peptidase 22
Exons: 13
Coding region: 173-1717 (514 amino acids)
Biological process (GO): protein deubiquitination
Molecular function (GO): zinc ion binding; cysteine-type deubiquitinase activity
Source: RefSeq, a predicted model, not a curated record
UCUUGCGGCCUCGGCUACCCGCGAGCACAGCGCGGGCGGCGCCCACCACCCCGGUUGCGCGGCUCCGCUUUGUCCCGGGCCUGUCUCUCGGCCCUGCUGCCCGCAGCCCCGCGUCGCGCUGGCGUCGUCCUCGUCUCCGCCGGCGCCCCGGCGCGAGCCGGACGGCGAGGCCAUGGACGCGGAGCUGGUGGUGACGCCUCCGGGCUGUGCGCACCUGGGCAGCUUCAAGGUGGACAACUGGAAGCAGAACCUGCGCGCCAUUUACCAGUGCUUCGUGUGGAGCGGCUCGGCGGAGGCCCGCAAGCGCAAGGCGAAGUCGUGCGUGUGUCACGUGUGCGGCGUCCACCUGAACCGGCUGCACUCGUGCCUCCACUGCGUCUUCUUUGGCUGUUUCACGAAGAAGCACAUUCACGAGCACGCCAAGUCGAAAAGGCACAACCUGGCCAUAGAGCUUAUGUAUGGAGGUAUCUACUGCUUUUUGUGUCAGGACUACAUUUAUGACAAAGACAUAGAAAUCAUUGCCAAAGAGGAACAGCGGAAAGCUUGGAAAAUGCAAGGCAUCGGGGAGAAGUUUUCAACGUGGGAGCCGACCAAACGGGAGCUCGAGCUGCUGAAACACAACCCCAAGCGACGGAAGAUCACGUCCAACUGCACCAUAGGUCUUCGCGGCCUCAUCAACCUCGGGAACACGUGCUUCAUGAACUGCAUCGUGCAGGCGCUGACACACACGCCGCUGCUGCGCGACUUCUUCCUGUCAGACCGGCACCGCUGCGAGAUGCAAAGCCCUGGCUCCUGCCUGGUCUGCGAGAUGUCCUCCCUCUUCCAGGAGUUCUACUCGGGGCACCGGUCCCCCCACAUCCCGUACAAGCUGCUGCACCUGGUGUGGACGCACGCCCGGCACCUGGCAGGCUACGAGCAGCAGGACGCGCACGAGUUCCUCAUCGCGGCCCUGGACGUCCUGCACCGGCACUGCAAAGGCGAUGACAAUGGGAAGAAGGCCAACAACCCGAACCACUGCAGCUGCAUCAUAGACCAGAUCUUCACGGGGGGGCUGCAGUCCGACGUCACCUGCCAAGUGUGCCAUGGGGUCUCCACCACCAUCGACCCCUUCUGGGACAUCAGCCUGGACCUGCCUGGCUCUUCCACCCCCUUCUGGCCACUGAGCCCUGGGAGCGAGGGCAGCGUGGUGAACGGAGAGAGCCACGCGUCGGGAACCACGACCCUCACGGACUGCCUGCGGAGGUUUACCAGACCAGAGCACUUAGGAAGCAGUGCGAAGAUCAAGUGUAGCGGUUGCCAUAGCUACCAGGAGUCCACAAAGCAGCUCACCAUGAAGAAGCUGCCCAUCGUGGCCUGUUUCCAUCUCAAACGAUUCGAACACUCCGCCAAACUUCGGCGCAAGAUCACCACCUACGUUUCCUUCCCCCUCGAGCUGGACAUGACCCCCUUCAUGGCCUCCAGCAAAGAGAGCAGGAUGAACGGACAGUACCAGCAGCCGGCGGACAGUCUCAGCAACGAUAACAAGUACUCCUUGUUUGCGGUGGUCAACCACCAGGGGACCCUGGAGAGUGGCCACUACACCAGCUUCAUCCGGCAGCACAAGGACCAGUGGUUCAAGUGUGACGAUGCCAUCAUCACCAAGGCUAGCAUUGCGGACGUGCUAGACAGCGAGGGGUACCUGCUCUUCUAUCACAAACAGUUCCUGGAGUACGAGUAGCCGUCGGCUCACCGGCAAGUCCCCCGAAGUCAUCCGGGUGCCCGGGGUCGCGCUGUGUGGACACUUGACGAGGUGGGCUGGGGGUUGGGGGGCAGAGGAGACGUGCGCCAGAGUGUCUCCUGUGUCCCCCGCGAGCUGGGGCAGGCGCAGCCCCCGCGCCAGCCGUUCCACGCUGUGGCCCCGAAAGCAGGAGGUGGAGGAGAUGCAGGCCUCGCAGGUCUUCCUCUUGGUGAGUUUGGUGUCUGUGCGCAGCAUGGACUCGGGCGUGAGCCCCGGAGCCUGUGGAGCUGAAGACCCCGUGGGGCCUCCGAGCACGUCUGUCCUGCAGACGAGCAGCGUCAUCCUGCAUGUGAAAGCAGCUCCCCGUUUUCUAGAAAUAGGCGUUUGCGUAUGGUCCCCCUUUCUCUCUUUUUCCACGAUGGUGAAUCUCUUAAAUGUAAUGAUGGUAACGUGAAUGAAUUACUGAGUUCAGGCUGAAAUUUAGAUCGUUUUCUUUUUAUUCUGGAGAGUGGAUCUUGCUUUUUCAUCGGUGCUGUUUUUGUUGCCCACUGCCCGCCCCCGCCAGGCAUCUUUGACCUGGUCAGAGCUGCCUGGCUCAAUGGAGGAGAAUCAGGCUGCGCUGGGAAUGGUCUCUGUCGUAUUAAUCUUUUAGUAACUGAAGCGUUGCCAGUGGUUUCACUGUUUUCCCUCCCAUGUUUCCUUCCUGGCCACCUGUCCCAUGAACUCUCCUGGUCGCUGCUGGGUGGCGGGUGUGUUGGAUGAUGCAGGCGGCCUCCUGGGGGGCUGCAUCCUGGCUCUGGCCUCUGCAGUGCGUUCUGGUAGCUUCUGUUGCCGCAGGACAGACGGCCGGGACUGAGCUGGUUGGAGGGGCUGAUGGGGGAGGUGCAGCAUCGUUGUUCCUUGCAAGCCGUCUCGCAUGCAUCUGUCUGUUCACACCCAAACUUAGAUUGUCCGUCUCUGAGAGAUUCCAGCCCAGAGACGGGGGGUGAGCCAGUGUCCCCUGAACCGUGAGGUUUCUUUCCUGCGGCAGGGUCAGCGGACUCUCUGCAAAGGGCCAGGUAGUAGAUGUUUCUGGCUUUGUGGGCCCUGUGGUCUCUGCUGCAGGUAACGUGGAUGAGUGUAGCUGAGUUCCAAUGAACUUUACAUGAUCACGGAAAGUUGAAUUUCUUUUUUUUUUUUUUUGCGGUAUGCGGGCCUCUCACUGUUGUGGCCUCCCCCGCUGCGGAGCACAGGCUCCGGACGCGCAGGCCCAGCGGCCAUGGCUCACGGGCCCAGCCGCCCCGCGGCAUAUGGGAUCCUCCCAGACCGGGGCACGAACCCGUAUCCCCUGCAUCGGCAGGCGGACUCUCAACCACUUGCGCCACCAGGGAGGCCCGGAAAGUUGAAUUUCAUAUACUGUAACCACAUCACAAAAUUUCAACCGUUUUCACUCUUUAAAAACGUGUGCCCGGUUCUCAGCUGACAGACCGUGAACCAGGUCCAGCUCAUCAGCUGCUCGGGUCUGGGCGCGGCAUGGCUCCUGCCCCCUGUGGAAGGUGCUGGGGUCCUGCGGCGGGGGUGUCGUAUCCGGCAGAGUCCUCAGUGACGCAGCUCAGGCACCUGCCCUGCGUGGCCCGUCCGCUGUGGCUGCUCUGAGGACCCUGGGCUGGAGGCGGCCCUGGAGUCCUGGGCCUCCGUGCAGAGUGGGGACACAGUAGAUGUACUGGCUGCGGGGUUUCUGGCGGGUCGCCUAUGGUCUGGUCAGCCCUGCACCCCUCCCCUGCUGCCUGCUCACGUCCAGGGCUCACCUGCUCCAAGAAUGUGAAGAUUCAGGAGACAGGCCGUUUCUCUUUUCUGGGUGUUUUUUUGAAUUUUUAUGUCGAAGUUAACCCUCUGUUCCCUCUGGCCUGGUGUUCUAAGCACUUAUCUCUCUGUCUGCUGCUGAGAUUCCCCUGUGGCUGGAAGAACUACCUGGGGGGGGACGGUGAGGCUUCAGCUGCCUGCACGUGCACCCACCCCCCGUCCCGUGCACUGCGGUCCUGCUUUGACGUCACCUCGGCAGGAACAGAGAACUGCAUGAUGGGUUGGGGAAUUUGUUUUCUUUCAGCUCCCGAUGCAGCUACUAAAUACGGGAAAAUGGUUUCCUGUUUCAAACCACCACCCGUGUCGAUGUCCAGACCACUAGGAAUCCCUGGGCGACCCUUCCUCCCCGGCUGGUGUGUUUACAGUGACUUGUGUUUGUGAGACGUUGGCGGCCGUGUCAGCGCUGUACAGUGAGACAGUAGGCUCUCCUCCUGGGUGUCCUGAGCAGGGGGCUGGGCCCGGGCCCUCCCCAGGCCGCCUUGGGCCUCCUGUCGGCGCCAGGAUGUCCAGGACGCUCCUCCUGCAUCACGUACACUCGUGCUGUUGUAGUUCUGCUUGGUGUGGAUGCUUUCGUCGUAUAAAAUUGCUGUUCUUUUGACAAUUCAAGUGACUGUUUCGUUUACUAUAACUUUGAAAACAGAAAUCAUAAGAACAAGAUUCCAAUGAUUGUGCUGUGGAUUUUAUUACUGGGAUGUUUCCGUGUCCCUUUCACCUGUCGUUUUGAGGGACUGUUUGGCUCUUCUCCCUAAUGGCUUGUAGUCUUUUCCUGUGUCGUAAUAAAGCUACGUUUUAUUCUGAAAA